AUGUUUGGGAGACCGGGCAAAUCCCCUCAUCUUAGUCUGAUGGGGAAGGGUGCGUCGAGAGAGGAGCUCGAGCUGGCCUCUACCUUUCUGAGAGUGAGCGCCAUCAGGAAGCUGGACGAGCAAGCCCAAACCGUGCUCAACACGGCUGGGCUUGAGCUCGCCCAGAGCAGGUAUCCCAGCAACCACAAGAUCAAGAGGUCAACCCCGUGGUACGAGAGGGCGCUUGCCGCGUUGGUCUGUUUUUGCCCAGACAUCCGAAGUCUUCGCUUUUGGGAGCCUGUCCCGAGUUGUGGAUGGCGGGAGUCGAGAAGCGUUGCGUUUGAUAUAGACGGCUUUGAACGCAUCAUUCGCAAUUUCCGAGAACAUGCUACAACAAAGGGGAAUAUGUUCCAGUUCCUGGAAGCUGCGUCUGUCUUGUCCUCCAGACAGAAGCUCCAGCCCAACGAGGCCUUCUCCGUCUGGUCCUCUCCCAGCCUGACUGGGUUCCAAGCCCUUGGGUUCCUGAGCAUGAAGGAUUGGCAUCGUUUGCCCGUGUUCGACUGCAGCUCGACCUUGACCCACCUGGACAUCGGCCACCUCUACCCACAGCAGUUCCACGGUCGAUGGACCAACUUCGACCGACCAAGUACAGCUCGCGCCCUCGCCGCCUCUGACUUCAGGAAGAUGCUGUCAACCUUCACGAAGCUCAAGUUCCUUCGGGUUUCCCAUGCUCUUUUCACCAGCCAUAUCGGAGUUGCGACCAUGAAGUUUGGAGACUUGUUGACGGAGCUCCUUCCGUCAUCCAUCGAACAUUUCGAGGUAGCGGUCUUCAACCACGGCCAAGAUGCUUGGGUUGAAGACUGGAACAUUGAUAAUUUGGUUAUGGCCUUCUUCAAGGGCCUUGGAUUAUGGAACUCGGAACUCCAAGAGCAAGAAUACCGGGGCAAUGUCAGCGUCUCAUACCCGCAUCUUCGCAAGUUCGGCAUAAUGGUCCACAACAAAGGAAACAAUGUCGACUUGGCCGAGUUCUGGAAGGAUCGGCGACGCAUCAAUUACGAGAGGCUUUGGGAAUGGCUCUUUUAUGGAGAGAACUUCUUGCGUUGGCACAAUUUCUACUACCAGUGGGCUCAUGAGUACAGCCUUCCUGAAGAGUUCAGAGAACAGGAGGAGCUUUCGGACGACGGGCUUCCUGCCGAUGAAGUCGAAGACGAGGAUGAGCAGGACGUUUCUUCAGACGCCGUCAAGAAUGGGUAUCGUCAGCGAGGAACCCUAGAAGCCCUCCAUAGCCACAUGGAGGAAAUGCGUGUGAGCUUUCAGGUCUCCACCUUCCAAGCCCAAGCGAGUUAUGAUGGUCCAGAGAGUUUUCUUUAUGACGAGGACAAAGUGAUCCAGCUCUUACCUUGGACCCCCAGGGGUAAUCUCAGAGCAAUGUACGGCGAUUGA
This is a messenger RNA of Sordaria macrospora k-hell, 1422 nucleotides long. RefSeq lists its product as uncharacterized. NCBI's taxonomy places the organism in Eukaryota, Fungi, Ascomycota, Sordariomycetes, Sordariales, Sordariaceae. The record is from RefSeq and is a predicted model, not a curated record.